Molecule: messenger RNA, 501 nt
Organism: Anthostomella pinea
Lineage: Eukaryota; Fungi; Ascomycota; Sordariomycetes; Xylariales; Xylariaceae
Source: the annotation of a GenBank genome assembly
AUGAUCCUCACUAACCCAGCGCUCCUGCACUACAAGCGCAUGACCGGCCUCCAAGAGUACCUCCGGCAGCGCAUCCUCGACUCCCGAGCCUCGUCUCCCAGCACAGCAUCCCCUUCCGCACCCCUUGCCCCAGCAAGCACACUCUUCAUCUUCGAGCCAGCCCCCGUGUACAUGCUCGGACGAUCCGCCGCCACAUUUGACAGCACCAAAACCGCCGAGCCCUGGUGGACGCUCGUCACUUCAGUUAUGCGGAAGACCAGCUAUCUUAGCCGCGCGCAGGAAGCGAUACUCACCGACGAGCUGAAGAUCUGGUCGCGCCGCACCAAGCGCGACGACGACAGCGAGAGCGCAAGCACGAGUCCCGGCCCCGGUGCCCGAGGCGCGCGGGGAAAAGCCAGGCAGGACAGCACCGCCACCGAAUUCAAGGCCGAGGCCGACCUCACCGAGUGCGAGGACCGCCAGCUAAGCACGUACUACGGGCCCGGCCAGGAGGUAAUAUAG